AUGUUGAAAACAAGCCGAACAGAAACCGACGCCGAAGCCUUUGUCCAGCGCCUCACUCUCAAAGAAAAGGUCGCGCUAACCGCCACGGUCGACUGGUGGUGCACGGCCAAGUUCAAGUGGGAUGGCGUCUAUCUCCCUCAGAUCAAGCUAUCCGUCCUCAGAAUUAUUUCCAGAGUAUGGGAGGUGCUGAGCUAUGCGUUUUUAGACCUCAUGACGGACCGAAUGGAGCCCGUGGCAAGAGCUUUAUUGCGCUGGAGACGAGGAGUAAAAACGCGGAUGUGGUCGCAACCACGAGAGAUACUCGGAGGAUCCGCACGUACUGGGUAUGAUGGGCGCUUGAUAUAUAAUGGAUGCCAAUCUGCCGGGGUCGCAGCAACCCCAAAACACUUUGUUGCCAACAAGAUCGAAAAGAGGCGGCGUUUCCUUACAGCCCAAGUCGAUGAGCGAGCACUACGAGAGCUGUUUUUCUAUCCGUUCCAGUUGAUUCUGAAGCACUCCGACCCUUGGUGUUUCAUGACUAGUCAUAGCCGCGUAAAAGGCACAUACACAUCUGAAAGCCCAUACCUCAUCCAGGGCAUCCUCCGCAAUGAGUGGGGCUUCAAGCGCCUCGUCAUGUCCGACUGGGUGGGCACGUAUUACGCCGCUGCGAUGAACGCAGGUCUUGUCCUCGAGAUGCCGGGACCUACAAUUUUCCUAACCUCUGAACUGGAAACGCAGGUCUACCUCUAG
Molecule: messenger RNA, 729 nt
Organism: Aspergillus calidoustus
Lineage: Eukaryota; Fungi; Ascomycota; Eurotiomycetes; Eurotiales; Aspergillaceae
Source: the annotation of a GenBank genome assembly